AUGGCAUCUUCUGUACCCGGACCUUUAGCACUUCCAGAUUCUCGUUGGAAUCUCUCCACGUACUGGGGGAGAGUACGUCACUGUGCUGAGAUUUCUGAUCCCAGCAUGCUGUUUACUACGGAUGCUGAUCUCCAGAGAGCUCGUGGUAUCAUUAGUAGUUAUCGUAAUGGCGAAUUAAAGAGUACGACUUCCGAAUUUUGGAACGCCAAAAGACAAUUGGAUUCUACGGUGCAUCCAGAUACUGGUGAAACCGUUUUACUACCGUUCCGUAUGUCAUGUUGUGUUUUGUCAAAUUUGGUGGUUACCGCUGGUAUGUUGACACCAAAUUUGGGGACCAUGGGUACUCUUUUCUGGCAAUGGGCCAAUCAAUCUGUUAAUGUAGCCGUUAAUUCCGCCAAUGCGAACAAAUCACACCCAAUGUCGAUGUCACAGCUGGCCACUAACUAUACAGCUGCGGUGACAGCUUCUUGCGGUGUGGCUAUUGGUCUUAACAAGGUAGUACCGAAGUUGAAAGGUAUUAAACCUCACACGAGGUUGAUUUUGGGUCGUUUGGUGCCAUUUGCCGCUGUAGUCACUGCCGGUGUGGUUAAUGUGUUUCUAAUGAGAGGAAAUGAGAUUAAAAAAGGUAUUUCAGUUUACGAUCAAGAGGGACAAGAACUUGGUAAAUCUAAAAGGGCCGCUAUGAUGGCCGUUGGUGAAACUGCAUUGAGUAGGGUCAUCAAUGCAACACCAAUCAUGGUUAUUCCACCAUUAUUGCUAGUCCGUUUACAGCGCGGAUUACUACGUGGGAAAUCUUUAGGAUGGCAAACUGCUGCUAAUUUAGGUAUUAUUGCCGCAACUUCAUUUACAGUUCUUCCCUUGGCGCUUGCGGUUUUCCCUCAAAGACAGGCAAUUCAUCUGAACAGAUUAGAACGUGAAUUGAGAGGUGACCAUGAUGAGCAUGAACUAGUAUAUUUUAACAGGGGUAUGUAG
Messenger RNA from Zygosaccharomyces rouxii, 972 nucleotides. It is a transcript of the gene FSF1, whose product is annotated as Fsf1p. Gene Ontology annotation, cellular component: mitochondrial inner membrane. Gene Ontology annotation, biological process: monoatomic ion transport; mitochondrial transmembrane transport. The record is from RefSeq and is a predicted model, not a curated record. Gene Ontology annotation, molecular function: monoatomic ion transmembrane transporter activity. The transcript has a single exon. The coding region runs from base 1 to 972 and encodes 323 amino acids. Lineage: Eukaryota; Fungi; Ascomycota; Saccharomycetes; Saccharomycetales; Saccharomycetaceae.